Messenger RNA from Lentinula edodes (shiitake mushroom), 606 nucleotides. Its product is annotated as HotDog domain-containing protein. The record is from RefSeq and is a predicted model, not a curated record. Gene Ontology annotation, molecular function: fatty acyl-CoA hydrolase activity. Bases 1 to 606 code for a protein of 201 amino acids. The transcript is spliced from 5 exons. Lineage: Eukaryota; Fungi; Basidiomycota; Agaricomycetes; Agaricales; Omphalotaceae.
AUGCACUCACAUACCCAUCAUGUUCCCUCCUCGAAUUCUGGUAGCAGCCGUAAGGCGUGGAUUGACCCCGCCUCACUGCCCAACCAAGGAGACAUUAGUUCGGUCUCUGGCAACGCGCCAGACUACGUGAAGCAGCUCAACUACAACACAUACUAUUCUUAUGGCGUCGGUGGGGAAGACAGUUUCGGUCAUAAAGUUGGAAAGGAGGUCAAGUUCGUCGAUGUGAACAUCAACAGGAAACUUGACCGUCAAGAAAGGUUGGAAGCAACAACUGUCGCAGAGGUCGUUGUCAAUAAAUACAUGUUAAAUGGAGCCGGGAUGCUGCAUGGUGGAUGCAUCGCUUACCUCAUUGACAAUUGCUGCAGUACACCCCUUGUCGUCCUCGGAUUAGUUCAAAACAUCAAUGGGGUUGGUGUUACCCAGGCCAUGAAUGUUCUAUUUCACUCUCCCGCACCACUAGGGACAUGUCUACAAAUCAGAAGCACGUCUGUUUCCCUAGGUGGCCGGAUUAUGACAUCGAGAUGCGAGAUACUAGAUAAACAUACGGGAAGGACUGUAGCCUCUGCAUUCCUGAAUAAAAUGCAGCCCAAUUCGACGAAGCUAUGA